This is a messenger RNA of Brugia malayi, 624 nucleotides long. Its product is annotated as EF hand family protein. The record is from RefSeq and is a predicted model, not a curated record. Lineage: Eukaryota; Metazoa; Nematoda; Chromadorea; Rhabditida; Onchocercidae. Gene Ontology annotation, molecular function: calcium ion binding. The transcript is spliced from 4 exons. Bases 1 to 624 code for a protein of 207 amino acids.
AUGAAUAAUUUUCAGGACAAAUUGGUAUCUCUUUUGUUAAAAAUGCAAAAUAUCGCAAGUACUGUUUCUUUGCUGUUUUCAGCUAUAUUAGUAUUAGGCCAUCAAGCACCAUCAUUUCCAGAUCACAAUGCACAGAAGCCAUUGGAAGUGCAUCAUCAAGGUCAGAUACAUCAACAAUCACCACCUGCUCAUCCAAAUACACCACCUCAAGGUGCACGAGAAUUUGGAGGUGAACAAGUGAAGAAUGUUGAACACAUCAAAGAACAUUUGGAUGGUAAACUUGAUCAAACUGCAAAUAUGACACCCGAGCAAUUGCAGUUCCAUUAUUUCAAUAUGCAUGAUAUGGAUAGAAAUGGUUUAUUGGAUGGUCUUGAAUUAAUUAAAGCAAUUACACAUUUUCAUGAAGAAAAUCGGGAUUCCCGACAAGACGCAUCUCAACUACCAGCAGUACUAACGGAAACGGAAAUUGAACGGAUGUUAGAUCCAAUCUUUAAUUCGGAUGAUCUCAAUCGAGAUGGUUUUAUCAGUUAUCCUGAAUUUUCUAAAGCUCAAAAGCAACGAGACGAGCAAAUGAGACAACAAUACCAGCAACAACAACAACAACAGCAAUCUCCGCAUCACUAG